AUGAGCUACGGCGGUAUGGAAGGUGGACAAGACCAAGCAGUGACCUCAUCCGGUCCAACUAAAGCUACAAAGGAAUUCCUGCCCGUGGUGAGGGUGGGAGAGACGUACAAGUACCUGGAGUUCAAAGAUGCACUAGGGACUACAGUGCAACAAAGCCAAAUCCUUCGCCUCACUAGCAAGACGAGGAAUGGUAUCAUUAAGCGCCUCAGGUCAGAGCUCUUUCCCUGGAAGGACAUAACAACCGACGUGUUCCAUCAACCCAUUUUGAGUGGAGGGAUGCCCAUACACAUGGUCCCAACAGCAACACGAAUUGGGCAUACUAUCCAGAUGCUUAACAGCGCUGGUAGCAUGAUACGAACGGUUGCAAGUCAAUUGCUUGAGAUCAUCAACCCGGCACUCGUAGAAAAUGAUGCAAACGAUCAAGAAGCUAUUCUUGCCUAUAUAAACAGAAGCAAUAUUGGAUGUCUUAAGAGGAGAGACAAGAAAGUGCAUAUACGAAGCUUGUGGUCAGACCUUCCGGGAAACAUAUCAGGUGGCAGCGAGAUGUGCGAAAUGGCAGAUCAAGGGAAAUCCGCGGACUACCAGACAGAAAGUAGCAAUACUGUCCUUAAGGGACCUACGCCCCUGAAGCCGGUAGAAGUGAAAUUCGCAAUAAGAGCACCAGCUUCACAGCUUCCCACCAGAGCUAACUCGAGACGAUCCAACUCUCAAAGGUUUCAAGCUGCCGCCACUGCACCGCUGAAACUGAAACACUUGCUCAUGCCCACACAGCCUUUGCUGCAAGAUAAAGACUAG
Messenger RNA from Eimeria acervulina, 795 nucleotides. RefSeq lists its product as hypothetical. The transcript has 3 exons. The coding region runs from base 1 to 795 and encodes 264 amino acids. The record is from RefSeq and is a predicted model, not a curated record. Lineage: Eukaryota; Apicomplexa; Conoidasida; Eucoccidiorida; Eimeriidae.